Molecule: messenger RNA, 2187 nt
Organism: Kockovaella imperatae
Lineage: Eukaryota; Fungi; Basidiomycota; Tremellomycetes; Tremellales; Cuniculitremaceae
Product: kinase-like domain-containing protein
Exons: 17
Coding region: 209-2131 (640 amino acids)
Biological process (GO): protein phosphorylation; mRNA processing; nuclear-transcribed mRNA poly(A) tail shortening
Cellular component (GO): P-body; PAN complex
Molecular function (GO): poly(A) binding; ATP binding; metal ion binding
Source: RefSeq, a predicted model, not a curated record
UGCAGAAUCCAUUCAGCCGUUGUCGCGUCUCGGAAUUCCAUUUGACCUUUGCUUACAUGUGUCUUUCAUUGUUGCUUCUGCAUCGUGUAUAUGUGGUCGUAUCCUUCAUCGUCUUGAGUGGAUCUUUCCUUCAUAUACCCCUCCAGACUGCAUUUUCUCCUUCCCUGCCGCCGUCCGCCACCUGGUGCGAGCUACGUCCUCUCAGACCAUGGCGCAACGAUCUGCAGCUAUCCGAAUUACAAAACCGCCAGAUUCUCCUGGAUCCAAGGGCAAGCAAGCGAGCACUCCUCCGAAGGAAAAGGAGCUAAGAAAUGACAAGUCGCAGAGGCUGUGCAGGAACAUUACGCUUUACGACCAAUGCAGGACGCCCAAUUGUCCAUUCUACCACCCACCGAAGUCUGAUCAGCUCGAAGCAUCCAGUACGACUACCGUGGUAGAAAGCAGUCCUACCAAGGUCAAUGAGCUGAAGGCCUCGCACCUGCAAGCACCUGUCUUCGUUCCAAAAGCUUCUGCGCCUGUUUUCAACGUGUCUCCUACUCUGUCCACGCCAGCUCUGCAAGCGCCCCGAUCCCCUGGUCCUCAGCUAUCACAUGUAGCGCCAGAAUGGAAUCAGGAGAGCUACGCCGGAGCUUCUCAGAUGCAGCAUGAAUACGAAGAUCCAGCUUAUGACUAUGAUACCUUGGCUGCAGGAGCAAUGUACAUGCCUCAACAGCCUCUUCGCCCGCCCAUCGACUACCACCUCUACACCGCACCUAUGCCAUAUGUUUCAAACCCGCCUCUCGGUCAAAAUCCCUUACAUUCAUUCUUCAUCCCUGACGAUCUUCGACGCAUGUUCUUAGCCCGCCUGGAAGCACUCAAAUGGAAACCUAAUGUUCCACCUCAUCCUCCACCUCCAGCUGAACUGGGUGUGUAUCAUGAUCUUGUGCCUCUGGAAUCAGUCAGACCUACCAGUAGUAGAGUAUAUGGCCACCCAGCGCCUGUAUACAGAGCUAUGAGCACCGUUGAUGGGAAUGUGUACCUUUUGAGGCGGAUCGAAGGCUUCCGAGUUACGAGCGAAGCUGCAUUUGCCGCUCUGGAUACGUGGCGCCGGCUCAGACAUCCAAAUAUAGUGACGUUGCGAGAGGCAUUCACCACGAAGGCGUUUGGCGAUAACUCGCUCGUGCUCGUUUACGAUUUUCACCCGAAUGCCACCACCCUGUGGGAUGAACACUUGAAUCAGAAUGCGGAGUCUGCUCCUAAGCUACCACAUACAGCCAGGAGACAGGGCAUGCCUAUCAAUGAGCGUCUGUUGUGGUCCUAUGUUACCCAGAUAGCGAACGCUCUCAAAGCAAUUCACAGUUCCGGUUUGGCAGCCAGGGCUCUCGAUCCCAACAAGCUGCUUCUGACCGGCAAGAACAGGGUACGGCUGAAUGGCGGGGGAAUCCUUGAUGUCUUAUCAUUUGACCCCAGCACUCCUCCUGCAGCGUAUCAAGCCGAAGACAUGAUCUCCUUUGGAAAAUUGAUAUUAUCCAUGGGUUGCGAAUUCUAUCAACCGGGUCACCAUCCCGCUCAAGCCAUUGAUCAUCUUGAGAGAGUGUACUCGCCAGACGUCAAGAACCUUGUCAUCUUCCUCCUCGGCAAACCUGGUCCAUAUAAGACAUUCGACGAAGUUUUGCACAUGAUCGGGCCGAGGAUCCUGAACGAGCUCGACGCGUUGCAAUUCUAUAACGACUCGCUCGAAGAUGAGGCCAUGAGGGAGAUGGAGAAUGGUAGGAUCGUCCGGGUACUGUCAAAAAUGGGCUUUGUCAACGAGCGGGCUGAAUUCGAGUAUGACCCACGUUGGGCAGAUACCGGCGACAGAUACAUAAUCAAGCUGUUCCGAGAUUAUGUUUUCCACUCUGUCAGCCCAACUGGCGCUCCUGUACUCGACUUGUCCCACGUCAUAACAUGCCUGAACAAGCUCGAUGCGGGGCUCGACGAGCGGCUAAUGCUCGUCUCAAGGGACGAGAGGUCUUGCUUGGUGGUGACCUAUCGGGAGAUCAAGUCGUGUAUCGAGGCUGCCUACACCGAUCUUCGCAACGCCGGAGACAAACUUCCUACAGGAGCCAUGGGAGCGAUGGGUAUCUCGCAGCGUGCAAUGGGAUCAUCUUGAGAGUUGAGGGGUCAGAAACUGAGAAAAGACCAAAAACACUGGCAAACAUGCAAAAA